ACGUGUAAUCGACCUCCUCUUUCUUCUUCUUCUUCUUCCCAGUGUAGCUUCUUCAGACAUCACCCAAUCGCAACCUUUUGAUCUUCGAAUUUUUCACAGAGCUCAGACUCUUGGAUGGAAGAUAAAGAGAAAAUCGAUGAGGCUGAGAUUGAGUACACAAGCUAUGCCGGCGAGCAUCACCUGCCAUUGAUUAUGUCUCUGGUGGAUCAAGAACUCAGCGAACCUUACUCCAUCUUCACUUACCGGUACUUCGUCUACCUCUGGCCACAGCUCUGCUUCCUGGCCUUUCACAAAGGUAGAUGCGUAGGAACCGUAGUCUGUAAGAUGGGGGAGCAUCGACAAACUUACAGAGGGUACAUCGCCAUGUUGGUCGUGAUCAAACCAUACCGUGGUCGAGGCAUAGCCACAGAACUUGUUACAAGGUCAAUAAAAGUGAUGAUGGAAUCAGGCUGUGAAGAGGUAACCUUGGAGGCAGAAGUGAGUAACAAAGGAGCGUUGGCUCUAUAUGGGCGACUCGGGUUCAUAAGAGCCAAACGGUUACACCACUAUUACUUGAAUGGGAUGGAUGCUUUUCGGCUGAAGCUCUUGUUCCCUAAGCCUCGUGUACCACAAAUAGCUCCUCAAGAUCAGACCCAGCAAAAGCAAGAGAUUUUUACUGGAUGACUCAGCCACUUCCUUUUUUCAUACUUCAUCCUAAGGCCAUGGGAAUAUUUUAAGAAUUGUUGUAUUAGUUUCUAUGUAUUCCGGUUACUGAACAUAAUAAGACUAUUGUUGUCUAUUUUUGUUUAAAGAUAUUAGGGCUUGCUAGAAUUUUUGUCACAUACAUAUGUGAAUGAAGUAUUCUCUCGACCGGUGUUAAGGUCUUAGAUC
Eutrema salsugineum is the source of this 870-nucleotide messenger RNA. Its product is annotated as N-alpha-acetyltransferase MAK3. The record is from RefSeq and is a predicted model, not a curated record. Gene Ontology annotation, molecular function: protein-N-terminal amino-acid acetyltransferase activity. The coding region runs from base 115 to 663 and encodes 182 amino acids. Gene Ontology annotation, biological process: N-terminal peptidyl-methionine acetylation. Gene Ontology annotation, cellular component: NatC complex. NCBI's taxonomy places the organism in Eukaryota, Viridiplantae, Streptophyta, Magnoliopsida, Brassicales, Brassicaceae. The transcript has 5 exons.